Molecule: messenger RNA, 1197 nt
Organism: Camelina sativa (false flax)
Lineage: Eukaryota; Viridiplantae; Streptophyta; Magnoliopsida; Brassicales; Brassicaceae
Source: RefSeq, a predicted model, not a curated record
AUGGCUACCACACAUGCUUCUAAUGGUCCUGUCACCACUGCUGAUCCGGUUGUCACAACCACACCAACCCUCUUCAACAUGAAAACCUCCAGUGUUAUGAAACUGAACUCCACCAACUACUUGAUGUGGAGUCUCCAGAUAAAUGCCCUGUUUGAUGGCUAUGAGCUCUGUGGUUACCUCGAUGGAUUUGUCGUUCUACUACCUGCAACCGUCACCGUUGACACCAUCAUCACGGUCAACCCUGCCUUCACGUUCUGGAACAGACAAGAUAAACUUCUUUACAGUGCCUUAAUUGGCGCUAUCUCCUCUCCAUUCCAACCUCAGGUGUCGCGUGCGACUAUUGCUUCGGAGCUCUGGCAAACACUUGCCGCCACAAUUGCUAAACCUAGCCGUGGUCAUAUUAAACAGCUCAAGACUCAACUUAAGCAAUGGGUCAAAGGAGCCAGAUCCAUUGAUGAAUAUGUUCAAGGCCUUAGCAGACGUAUGGAUCAGCUUGAGAUUCUUGGCAAGCCCUUUGACCUUGAAGAUCAGAUCGAAGUCAUUCUUGAGGGUCUGCCGGAGGAAUACAAGCCGGUGAUUGAUCAUAUUGAAGGUAAAGAUACUCCUCCUACAAUUGUUGAUGUUCCUGAGCGUCUUUGGAAUAAUGAAGCGAAGCUCCUCUCCACUGCUGCCGUAGCUUCAUUAGCUACCCCUAUCACUGCUAAUGUUGUUCAAUCACGCCACAACUCCAACAACUAUCGUACUCAACAAAGGUUCAAGCAAACCAACAAUAGUGGUACGGCAUCUUCUCAAGGACCGUCCCACCACUAUGAACCUCGGGGUUUCAAGCUGUAUAUGGGAAGUGUCAAAUUUACGGUGUCCAAGGGCAUAGUGCCAGACGUUGUCUUCAGCUUCAACACCCUCUGUCUGCUGCACCGCUAUCAUAAGUCACUCUCGUUUACACCGUGGAACCCAAGAGCCAAUCUAGCUGUUGCUUCUCCAUGGGUUCUGGACAGUGGUGCGACACACCAUAUCACGUCAGAUCUUAAUAAUCUCUCUCUCCAUCAGCCUUAUCAUGGUGGUGAUGAGGUUUUUGUUGCUGAUGGCUCCACUGUACCCAUAACACACACCGGUGAACUAUCUGAGUACGGGGGUCCGUUACUCUGCGGCCGAACUAAGGAUGACUGUAUGAAUGGCCGAAGCCGGUUCACCGAAUAA